AUGGCUAAAGAGCCAUAUCGUUCAGGUCUUAAUAAAGCUGAACAAGAAAUACUAAAUUCAAUUGAACCAAAUUAUUUUAACGCUGAAAAUUUUGAUUCAAAUUUAUUUGAAUUACAAAAGUUAUCAACAUUGAAAGAAAAAUUUGAAACAGCUGAUGUCUUAUCAGUAAAAGAUCGUUUGAACGUACAAUUACACAUAGUUUCAAAACGAGUAUCAAAACUUGUGUUAGAAAAUAGUUCAUCCUAUGCUGCCGAACUUCAGAGAGUAACAGAUUUGACAUCUUCACUUCAACAAUCAGUGUUGAUUUGUGCAGCAGCACGACGAAAUUUGAAACAGGCACAAUAUCAAAUGACCAUACGUAACUUGGGUUUAAUUAAAAAUGAGAUGAAGAAACAACAAUGGACUAAUCUUUUAAGUAAUAUGAAAAAUUUAAAAAAACUGCAUGGUACAGAUAAAAGAUUGAAAGAAAUGAUCAAGAUAACAUCAUUCCUUUGUCCUGUUAUGUUAAAUCGUUUUCUUAAAAUAAUAGGUAUUGAAGAAUCAAUUGAUGUUACGAUGGCUAGAGUAUGCUAUCAUUUCAAUGAAGAAACAUAUCAACGCUUAUUAGUUGCUUAUAGACUAUUAGAAAAAUCUUCAACAUUUAUGGAUCAGUUACAAAUGCAUUUUAUUAAUAUUAUACAAACACGUACAAUUGAAAUCGUAUUAAAAACUGUAGAAACCGGAACAAAAAUAAAUGAAACAGCUUUAUUAUCAUCAUCGACUACGCCAUUAUUAAAUAAAUCUUAUGUUGAACUGUGUAAACUAAUCAAUGAUGAUACGUAUUUAUUAUGCUUGAAUGAAUUGAAUAUGUGUAUGUGGCAAGUAAUCAAGUCGUAUCGAUUACUUUACUUAUGGCAUGAAGAUAAUCCUCAAACACAAUCUAUUAAUGAAAGUCUUGAGCCAAGUCAAGUAUAUAUUAUGCAAAAACUUGAAAAUGGUUCUGUUCGUCUGUGGAAUGAAAUACAACAAAAAAUAAAAAUCUUUUUAAUUGAAGCUGAUAUAACAAAUUUUAAAUUUGAACAAUUCAUACAUAUAUUGAAAGUCAUAAACAGAUUAAUGGAAAUUGGUGAACAAUUUUGUCGUAGUGAUUCUACAAUAUUGACAGAUGCAUUAAGAAGACAAAGUGUCAAUUAUUUUCGUUCAUAUCAUAGUACACGUUUAGAUGAAUUAAAAUUAUUUUUAGAAAAUGAAUCAUGGGAAUGGUGUCCAGUAAAAACUACAUUUCACAUUACUCAAUUACAUGAAUUUCGUUUUUUACUUGAAUCAUCAUCGAUUACAUCCGAUUUGGGUACAUCAACAUCAUUCAAUCAAAAACAAGAAAUUAAUUUAUUUGAAUAUUAUUUACAAAAUGAUAAACAAAAUCCAUUUGAUAUCGAACACAAACGUCAAUCAAAUCGAGGUGACUAUAUUGAUACAGAUUCAAUAGAAGAUGUACUCGACAAUGAAAGUCAAUCGUAUCGAAAAAAUUAUACAGAGUCGAGUCCCGAAGAUUCCUAUGAUGAAGACGAAGAAGAAAAUGAGAAACGAAUAAAUCGAUAUCAUGAAUCUCCAACACAAGACAAUUAUCGUGGUUCCAGAUUAAAAUAUCAUGAUAAGACUGGCCCAGCGAUCGUUACCAAUACGACAUUAAAUGUCACAAGAUUAUUUGGACGUUAUAUGCAAAUGAUUAACGUUUUAAAACCGAUUGCAUUCGAUGUUAUUAUUUGUAUGACUCAAUUGUUUGAUUAUUAUUUAUAUACUGUCUAUAGUUUGUUUGCAUGCGACAUGAAUGAAAUACCAUUAGAUGCCUUGGGUAGUAAAUUACGUUUCACCAUCAAACGAAUAAGUGACAAUCUUAUUCUAAAAGUAAAUGAUCAACCGUCUUCGGAAACAAAAGAUAGAAUCGCUCGAGCAAGUUUAUCAAUCCUUGUUGACAUAAAUAGUUCAAAUAGUCUACUAUAUGGUCUUCCUCAACGUGUUGUUGCUGCUGAAUCACUUGUGUUUCUAGCAGAACAAUUUGAUUUUUUAUUACCCUAUUUAAAUCAAUUGAUACCUGAUGAUAAACGUUCAUUUUUAACUCAAUUCUAUUCUCAAACUAUUCAAGUUACACAUGAAUUACGUAUUCCAAUUUAUCAUAAUGUUUCAGCGAAUGUUAUUGAUUAUAUGUCCAUAGCGUUAAUGAUAUCUAAAGUGAACUGGGAUAUUCAUGAUAUAAUGACACAACACAAUGUUUAUGUUGAUGUAUUAGUUAAAGAAUUGCAAAUAUUUCGAACAAAAUUCGAUGAUAUUAAUGAACAAUUAUUACCCAUACCAAAAGCAGUUUAUAUCACUGUUUGGGAUCAAAUAUUAGAUAAAUGUUUCUAUACAUUAGUGGAAGGAUAUGCCAAUGCAAAACGUUGUUCAAAUGAGGGACGUGCGCUGAUGCAACUGGAUUUUCAACAAUUAUUAAGAAAAUUAGAAAAAAUUAUUAUUGAUAUGAAACCUUUACCUCACAAAGAAUUUGUUGAAAACUAUAUAAAAGCCUACUAUUUACCGGAACAGUCAAUUGAACAGUGGAUUCGUGAUAAUACGGUUUAUACAACAAGGCAACGUAAUGCCCUUAUUUCAAUGAUGACACAUUUAAGUAAACGAACUCGAAUGCGUUUAGGCCAAUUUCUUGAUGAUCAUGAACGCUCUCGUACGCCAGUAUACUGUCUUGUUAUAACUGUUAUAGAGAUGGCUAGUGCACUAAAAGCUUACAAUCGAUUUUUACAUAAGUAUCCAACAUUAGCUAUGUCCCUAACUACUGGCACUACAAUGGGACUUGGAAAUAUAAUUUCUCAAAAAGUUAUUGAGAAAAAAGAAAAUAUAGACUGGGGAAGAAUUACACGAUUCGCUGCAUAUGGUUAUAUAUUUUCAGGUCCAUUUUUACGUUUUUGGUAUUUUGGUUUAGAUAAAUAUUUUGCUGCCGCAAAAUUGAAACCAGUUAAGAUGAUGAUUGUUGAUCAGAUGAUUGGUGCUCCGCUACUGAACGGUGCAUUGGUCGCUUAUUUACCAUGGUCCAAUGGAAAAUCAUGGCAAGAAACUAAAGCUACUGUUCGAAAAGAUUUACCAAGUAUAUUGAAAGCAAAUUAUGCUGUGUGGCCAGCUAUUCAGUUAACGAAUUUUUAUUUCAUUCCCGUUCAACAUAGAGUGUUAUUUGUCAAUCUUGUAUCACUAUUUUGGUCGACCUUCUUGGGUUUUAAAACACAACCGAAAUAA
Molecule: messenger RNA, 3258 nt
Organism: Didymodactylos carnosus
Lineage: Eukaryota; Metazoa; Rotifera; Eurotatoria; Philodinida; Philodinidae
Source: the annotation of a GenBank genome assembly